AGUUUGGACAUGAUGCAUUUGUCGGUGAUAUUUCUAGCAUCAUUGUUGAUUACCGCUUCUUUGGCAUUUGAACAUAAAUGCACUCUGUCGGAGCAAGUAUUGCAAGACUUCGACAUUGAAAAGGUAAAGUUAAACAGAACCAAAUGGUACACCGGACUACAAACCAAUGAUGCUGCGGCAUCUGAUAUUGACUGUGAAUCAUUAAGAAAUUUUACAGAAACUGACUAUGGUUUUACGGCUACCACAAGAAGCUACAUGACUCAAAGUAAUCAAUACGUUGAUUGGGUUUCCCAUUUUACUCGCCAGAGACCAGGAGUGUAUCAAGAGAGCGGAGAGAAAGAUGAACCUGUGAUGACAACACUCUAUACACGUGAAAAAAACGGAAAUUUCAACAGAGCUGCAAACAAACUUGUUCACAAGGUUAUUCUUGAUAACGAUUUCUUGUUCGUAACGGAUCAUCGGAACUAUAUCAUGACGAUAUUUUGUUCUAAUGACGCACAAUGGGUCAUUUGGAUCUUUUUUCCCAAACCGAAUCCAGAACUUUCAAACAUUGCUGCAGCUUACAACAAAAUGCAUCGCAUGGGAAUAUCUGCAGGUUUCCAUGCAUCACAAUGUGGAGCAGCUUAAGGAAUAACUCGACAACAAAACGUCAUUAUACUCAGCAAUUUAAUACUCAGAAUUUUUUUGAUAAAGGGCCACAGCAAACAAACAAACAAAAUCAGAAUAUAUAAAUAGAGUAAAUUUUAAUUUUUAUAAACUGUUUUAUGGCGUAGCGAGUACAUACGGAUAGUUACUGUGUGUUUAAAUAUUCUUCACCACUCAUUGUUAUAGUGCAUGUUAUAUGCCUGAAACAAGGUCGUUGCUCUAAUUCAUUUUCUUUAUGAUAUUUUCCCUCGCUCAAGUAUUCGUUCUUUGUUAGUUAGAAAUUUGGUUUCAUCACAAUAACUGCGUUAAUGGUUUAAGUGUAUGUAUUUGGAUCAA
Messenger RNA from Styela clava, 981 nucleotides. The record is from RefSeq and is a predicted model, not a curated record. Lineage: Eukaryota; Metazoa; Chordata; Ascidiacea; Stolidobranchia; Styelidae.